This is a messenger RNA of Procambarus clarkii (red swamp crayfish), 738 nucleotides long. The record is from RefSeq and is a predicted model, not a curated record. NCBI's taxonomy places the organism in Eukaryota, Metazoa, Arthropoda, Malacostraca, Decapoda, Cambaridae.
AUGCGUGCGUCGCCUCCCCCAGAGCCAGGUAUGCGUGCGUCGCCUCCCCCAGAGCCAGGUAUGCGUGCGUCGCCUCCUCCAGAGCCAGGAAUGCGUGCGUCGCCUCCCCCAGAGCCAGGAAUGCGUGCGUCGCCUCCCCCAGAGCCAGGAAUGCGUGCGUCGCCUCCCCCAGAGCCAGGAAUGCGUGCGUCGCCUCCCCCAGAGCCAGGAAUGCGUGCGUCGCCUCCCCCAGAGCCAGGUAUGCGUGCGUCGCCUCCACCAGAGCCAGGAAUGCGUGCGUCGCCUCCCCCAGAGCCAGGAAUGCGUGCGUCGCCUCCCCCAGAGCCAGGUAUGCGUGCGUCGCCUCCCCCAGAGCCAGGUAUGCGUGCGUCGCCUCCCCCAGAGCCAGGAAUGCGUGCGUCGCCUCCCCCAGAGCCAGGAAUGCAUGCGUCGUCUCCCCCAGAGCCAGGUAUGCGUGCGUCGCCUCCACCAGAGCCAGGAAUGCGUGCGUCGCCUCCCCCAGAGUCAGGAAUGCGUGCGUCGCCUCCCCCAGAGCCAGGAAUGCGUGCGUCGCCUCCACCAGAGGCAGGUAUGCGUGCGUCGCCUCCACCAGAGCCAGGAAUGCGUGCGUCGCCUCCCCCAGAGCCAGGAAUGCGUGCGUCGCCUCCCCCAGAGCCAGGUAUGCGUGCGUCGCCUCCCCCAGAGCCAGGAAUGCGUGCGUCGACUUACCCUUAUAAGCAAAAAUUAUUUCCAAGCUAA